AUGGUAUCUAGGCGGCUGAACGACUUGGACCGUGCCCGUCACGGUGCUGCUGGGGAUGUUUUUUCACUAUAUGCGGCCCUCAUUCCGGUGUAUGUUCUUCUCGGGUCUUUUUUAUUUUCUACGUUGAUGAUUUUUUGCUUCGUGUGUUUUUUCCUGUUGACUGAGGAUGGCGAGGCGAGCAACUCGCCCCACGGCGAUGCGGCGACGGAAAGAAAUGACGAGCAACAGGGGAGUGAAGCGCAUUCCGGUGGCGAGAAGGGAGUUGAGGGCGGACACGACGACGAUGGACAGCCGAGCAGAAAUGAUUCUUUCUUCCAGGAGAGCCGUCGAAAUCGGGAUGUUCGUGACAUGCCGCAGGGCGCUCCUGACACACCAACGGUUUUAAACGGCGAGAUGUUCUUGCCUCAGCGCCCUCGGCAAAGGCUCUCGGAUAUUGACUAA
Messenger RNA from Trypanosoma cruzi, 441 nucleotides. RefSeq lists its product as uncharacterized. The transcript has a single exon. The record is from RefSeq and is a predicted model, not a curated record. Lineage: Eukaryota; Euglenozoa; Kinetoplastea; Trypanosomatida; Trypanosomatidae. Bases 1 to 441 code for a protein of 146 amino acids.